GAGAAAUUUUGCAGGAAAAUUUCUGAGUUUCCACCACUACUAUCCUUCAUAGAGCCAAAAACAUUUCUCUCUCUUCUUUCUCUCUCUCUCCUCACACGCAGAAAUCGAAAGGAAAAAAUGGGGUUCUUUUCAUUUCUCGGCAGAGUGCUCUUCGCUUCGAUAUUCAUCCUCUCUGCAUGGCAAAUGUUCAAUGAAUUUGGGGAUGAUGGUGGGCCAACAACGAAAGAAUGGGCUCCGAAAUUAGCUACUCUCAAGAAGUCCAUCGAUGAAAUAAUCGGGAAAAACAUUUUUCACCUUGAUGCUAGGACUUUCGUUGCCACCUGUAUUUCUUUGAAGGGAUUAGGCGGUCUUCUAUUUGUGCUUGGCAGUAGCUAUGGUGCUUUUCUUCUGAUAUCUUACUUGGUAUUGACCACUCCCAUGUUGUAUGACUUCUACAACUAUAGCUUCGGUGAAGAAGAAUUCUUCAGCCUCUUACAGGAGUUCCUUCAGUGUGCUGCACUUGUUGGGGCAUUGUUGUUUUUCCUGGGGAUGAAGAACUCUUUAUCAAGAAAGCAACCCAGGAAGAAGACCCUCAAACCAAAGGCAGCUUGAAAGAAAUGGAAUCGAAAAUACGAGGUCUAGGGGUAGUUUUUUUACGGGUGUAUUUCGGGUAAAAGAAGAUUUUGUAUUUGGUGCAGAUCAGCAUUUUGAAAACCUUGUAUUAAAUGUCAGCUUCCAAUUGAUAUUUCCCAAUUCCCAUAAUUCUUUAGUUGAUGACUGAUUUGUUUCGAAUUUUAGCCGAACGAAACCAUUAAUUUAGCAAUUUGUUCAGAGAUGUUUGGUAUUAUUCUAUGUCUUAAUUUUUU
Molecule: messenger RNA, 845 nt
Organism: Erythranthe guttata (spotted monkey flower)
Lineage: Eukaryota; Viridiplantae; Streptophyta; Magnoliopsida; Lamiales; Phrymaceae
Source: RefSeq, a predicted model, not a curated record